UUAUUUAGUGUUGGUUUAGAACGAAUAGAAGAAAGAUGGGCUUGUAGUAUCAAUGAGAAGGCUUCGGUCUAAAUUGAAAAUUUGUAGACUGGUUUGGCUCACGGAAUAAAAUUCUAUCAUCAAAGGAAUUGGAAAUUUAGCUUCUUGAAUAAAACAAAAGAAAAUAGGAACAAAAAUGUUGGAUAUAAUUGUCGACCAGUCACCAACUUUUAUCAACAGGCUUUCACCGCCUCGACCCACUACACUCAUGAUCGAUAAUGGACAGGAAAUGGAACUGGACACUGAUUUUAGGGAUUGCGAGAACAACCAAAUACUCAAUCAAAACAACUCUAACAAAAACCUUCAAAGAAACAGGAAAAAGAAGAAGCGAGCUGCUGACAUUCCAGUAAAAAAGUUCAACGACCUUUAUGAACCGACAGGUGAAAUAUUGGGAAAUGGUGCUUAUGCCUCAGUACGAACUUACAGAAACCUAGAAAACCAAACAGAAUAUGCUGUAAAGAUAAUUGAAAAAGAUAACAUCCGUUCACGCAGCAAGGUGUUUAAGGAAAUUGAGAUCUUCCAUGUGUGUCGAGGGGAGGACAGCAUCCUUCAGAUGUAUGAGUACUUUGAGGAGGAAGAAAGGUUCUACCUAGUCUUCGAGAAAAUGCCAGGUGGAACUCUGCUCGCCAACAUCGAACAGAGAGGUCAUCUUUCUGAGCUUGAAGCUAGCCAGAUUGUCAAGUGUAUUGCAGAAGCAUUGGACUUCCUUCACAGUAAAGGCAUUGCUCAUCGUGAUCUCAAACCUGAAAACAUCCUUUGUGAGAAAUGGGAUGAAGUGGUACCAAUUCGAAUCUGUGAUUUUGACUUAGCAAGUGGCAUUCCAAUCAGCAGUGAGAAGGACUCGUGCAAAACACCAGAGCUUCUGACACCAGUCGGUUCGGCUGAAUACAUGGCCCCGGAGGUUGUAGAUGCUUGGGUUGGCGAGUCAUUUUCAUAUGACAAAAAGUGUGAUUUGUGGAGUCUGGGAACCAUUCUAUAUAUCAUGUUGUGUGGUUAUCCUCCUUUCUACGGGCAAUGUGGCUCGGACUGCGGUUGGGAACGUGGUGAGAUGUGCUCCAACUGCCAGGAGAUGCUCUUUACUACCAUACAGGAAGGCCUGUACGACUUCCCAGACGCUGAGUGGUGUUCUGUCACAGAGGAGGCCAAGGAUCUCAUCCGCCACCUGCUGGUUAGAGAACCAAGCAAACGUUACUCAGCCGCCGAGGUGCUGAAACAUCCCUGGAUUACAGAACCUCCAGAGGCCACUCCUCUUGCUACACCAAGAAUACUUACAAGGAACAACAGUACAAAAGAUCUGGAAUCAUUUGCUGACACAGCCAUUUCCAUCAACCGCAUGAUGCAGCAGCAUUUAAUACUUUCUGAACCGCCAAAGUUUUAUAUCAGGGAAGAGGACGCAUUCGACGAAGGCUUGGAGAGCGAUGAAAUCCAAAACGAACUUGAUGAUGGUUUCGAUGGUCCAACGUUCCGACUUUCACCUCCAUGCUCAAGCCUUGCCAUGCGCAGGCAACCGCUGGAGGCACGUAUCAGCAUUGGAUCAUCGGGAUUCGAAAGUGGCAGCUCGUUGCCUAAUUCACAGUCGUCAUCAUGUGGAAUUAUGUUCUAGACAGCUUUUGAAAAGGGCAUCAUGACCUUUGAAUUUUGUUCCACAUAUCUUGUCACUCAUUUCAUUACACAUUCUCAUUGAACGUCAUACCUCAAAAAAACCUAUGUAUAAAAAAACUGCAGUACGACAUGGAAAAAAUACUGAAGAAAAAAUUGAACUCAUUAGUUCUUGAAGUCACAUCUUCAUCAUAGAUGUAAUUUUUUCAGUAUUUUUGUGAUAGACAGACAUUGUGUCAUGUACAGUGCAGUAUGAGCUCAAGUAACUCCAGUCCGACACAGCUAGUGAACGGAACUGAACAACGUGCUAAGAACACUGUGUUGAACAAAAUUGUGCUACCAAAAAUUCAAGGAGCCAAUGGCAACAUGAGUUAUCAUCAGACAGUGCCUAUAGUGGAAGAGAAAACUGGUGCAGUUUUAUGUGUUUGUUUUUAGCCUGCACUGUAAAAACAGUGUUGAUAAUACGAAAAGUCUUUCAGAUUGCCUUAAAUAUUGUCACAUCUUUGAGGGAAUAAGGUGUACAAAUGUAACUGUGAUACCUCAAAAAUUGACCAUGUUCAUACACACAUAUAAUCACAUUACAGAAAUUUCAUAUAUAUUCACCGAGUAUCGCUAAUUUUUAUAACUUGCUUAACAAGCCAAAACAGUGCAGUAAAAAAAACUGAGUCACUUGCCAUUUCAACAUCAACUUUGGUUCAGUAAGGUAUUACAGUUAUAUUUUUUGACCACUUUAUGCAGAAGUGUCAUCUUGUACCAAACAAGAAGUCAAAGUUCAUGCAAUAAAGGGGUUGUUUCGGGAUUGUCAUUGACUACGAAAGCCAUUCUCAGUAUUUCAUGUGUAACUGUUCACGGUAAAUGAAGGGGAAAAGACCCAGACAUAUUUUAUUACAUUGUUAUUUACGUUUUUUUUUCCAUGUUUUUACAGAUCAUAUUUGUUAAAUGUGUUUUUUUUUUUUGUUUGAUUUUUUACAUUUUUAUAAUGCUGGCAGAAAGUUAUAAACUCACUUAAUUCAGUUCACUACAAGUAGCUUUGGAAAGUUUUCUUAAAUGUGUUAAAUAUUUUACCUUUUAGAGGUCCUGGAAACCUUUUAUUAUUUUUAAACCGAAAAAAAACAAUAUUCGAGACAUUUUUUUAAAAUUCAAAUCAAAGCAAAAUACAUCUCCUCUUUGAAUGGUGUAUAGAAACUGGUCACAUGACUGUUUUAAUAGUUCACUUUAAUUAUUUAGAUAUUAUAAAUUGAAUAGGGCAAAGUGUUGUGUUAAAUUUUAUUUUGAAUGUGCUAUUAUAUGAUAGAUAAGCUCUUACUAAAUAUAAACUAUUUGCAAUUGUUGACUGUUAAGAAAGAAGUCUGCUGGCUUAAUUGACAGCUCAGUGAUAACAAAAUUAGUAAGAAUUGUUAAAACAUUUAGAAAUUAAAAAACAAAAGAACAAAAAUCCUAAAGAUUUGGAAAGGUAGAAAAAUGAAAAAUAAUUACUGGUAAUUUGGAAAAUAAAUGUUGAGAAAGCAGCAUGUAUUAGCAGGGAAACAAUAUGUUAUCAUGUUGAGUGUUGUCUGUAUUUUUAUGUUUGUUCUGUGAGAUUUAAUUGAUAUGUCUGAAUGAAAAUCUCUUCAUUUUUCUUUCUCUCUUUUUUUAUUUUGAUUUAUACUUUUGUACGGAAUGGUUAAAGUGAGAAUUUAAUGUUAUAAUUUUGAAUGCUCCUUCCUUCAACAGAACACUUUAAUUAGCUGUUUUAGUUGAUUGUAAAUGUUUAAUAGUACUUAGUUUCUUGUUUUCAUUCAGAAAUUUUUCUUUCUUAGUUUUGUAGAUGUUAGAAUGUAUGUUAAAAUGAUCUCGCUGAAGAAGGACUUGAUGGUCUAUGCCCCAGUGCGCUAGACCACUGUUCAAACUUCAUUUUGAAAGGCGUGGCAGUACUGUGAUAAAAACGCUAUCUCAUAACCGUUGAUAAAGUGCUUUUAAUCUACAGAAUCAGUCAAAUUUGUGUGUUUACUCUGUGAACAUAGUGUGUUCAGUGUGUAGAAAUGAUGCGUGUAAAUAAUCUAUAGAGACACAGUGUUCAUACAGAGAACAUUACGCUGCAAAAGUUCGAAUUGGGAACAACAUUUCUGAACACAUGGUGUGCAGUUUUUGAACACACAUUAUUUGACUGAGGACAGUAGACUCAAAUGAUUCCAACUCUAAGAUUAAAUAUCAGAAGUUAGUAAAAAUGGGAAUGCCUUCCAUAUAUACCUCUUUGAUUUAUUCAGUGAUUUAGUCUAAUAGAUUCGUUUGGAGAAAAAUUCGUUUUUCAGUUAUACCCCAGUAGUUAGUUUUCUUGAGAUUAUAAAAAAAAAAAUAUUUUCAUGAUUUUUUUUUUUACUUAAUUUAUUUUAUGAUAUAGUUUACAGUGGAAAAUUUCUAUUAUUUUGGGUUGUUUAACAUGUAAUUUUGGAGAUAAUAAGACUAGUCAGUUUAUAAACCUUUUAUUUUGAGGGAUAAAACAAGGUAUUGCUGUUACAUUGCUUGUGCUUCCUUGGACUUCAAUGUCCGUGUUCUCUAAGUGUGCAUUUGACAGAAGUGUUCUAUGUUGAAAGUUUAGUUAAACAAAUAUCAUUCAUAACUUAGUUCAAUAAAUAUCAUUCAGAGAUAUAACAAAAUCACAAGUUUCAAAUGUAGUGAAAAA
Messenger RNA from Mercenaria mercenaria, 4300 nucleotides. RefSeq names its product MAP kinase-interacting serine/threonine-protein kinase 1-like. Gene Ontology annotation, biological process: intracellular signal transduction; protein autophosphorylation; peptidyl-serine phosphorylation. Gene Ontology annotation, molecular function: calmodulin binding; calcium-dependent protein serine/threonine kinase activity; calcium/calmodulin-dependent protein kinase activity. The transcript is spliced from 7 exons. Bases 176 to 1642 code for a protein of 488 amino acids. Lineage: Eukaryota; Metazoa; Mollusca; Bivalvia; Venerida; Veneridae. Gene Ontology annotation, cellular component: cytoplasm; nucleus. The record is from RefSeq and is a predicted model, not a curated record.